AUGAACAUCCUUACUGCCAUACAAUUCAUUGCUCGAGCGUGGAGAGAAGUAUCAACAGAAACUAUUCGAAAUUUCUUUCGACACACAGGAAUUCUUCCAGUUGAAGAUGAAGAUAGUGAUGAAGAAA
This is a messenger RNA of Dentiscutata erythropus, 127 nucleotides long. The record is from the annotation of a GenBank genome assembly. NCBI's taxonomy places the organism in Eukaryota, Fungi, Glomeromycota, Glomeromycetes, Diversisporales, Gigasporaceae.